Molecule: messenger RNA, 2804 nt
Organism: Darwinula stevensoni
Lineage: Eukaryota; Metazoa; Arthropoda; Ostracoda; Podocopida; Darwinulidae
Source: the annotation of a GenBank genome assembly
CCCACUUUCACUCUCACUGGAGUCGGGAAGGCUUCGCUGCAGUUGCUUUGUUGUGUUGUGAGCUCUGUGACAUGACAUGCUUCACCUACCCAUCUCUCGAGUGUUAUAAGUACUGAGUAAGCCCGUACGUAUCACGAUGAUCAUCACGGAAAAGGAUCUCUUGCUUUUGCAAUCCUUGCCAUCGUCCUCGACAACUUCCAGUUCAAUCUCUCAUGCGCCUGUAUCGAAGAGCCCAAACAUUGAGAAAUGUGAUUCUCAACUUGACAUCGAGUUCGAUGGCACGACGGUGCUGUGCAGAGUUUGUGGAGACAAAGCUUCAGGAUUCCACUAUGGAGUUCAUUCCUGCGAAGGUUGCAAGGGAUUCUUUCGAAGAAGCAUCCAGCAAAAGAUCCAGUAUCGUCCAUGCACGAAGAACCAACAGUGUUCCAUCCUGAGAAUCAAUCGGAAUCGAUGCCAAUAUUGUCGGCUGAAGAAGUGCAUCGCAGUGGGAAUGAGCCGAGACGCCGUGAGGUUCGGACGCGUUCCGAAGCGUGAGAAAGCGAAAAUCCUGGCGGCAAUGCAGUCCGUCGCUUCUCGGUCUCAAGAACGAGCCUUGGAGGCCGAUCUUCAGAACGAAGAUCAUCUCAUCACCACCAUUAUUCAAGCUCAUGAGGAAACGUGCGACUUCAGUCGCGAGAAGGUGGCGCUUCUCAUCCAGAAGGCCAAAGAAUCGUCUGCUUACGUCGCAUCUCCAUCUGCUUUGGCUUGCCCGCUGAAUCCGGCCACUGUGACGAACCCGGCCAUGGUGGAUGGUUCGGGGCCAGGGCCAGGCGAUCACAUGCAGUUGAAGGACUUUUCGGCCCGUUUCUCCCCUGCCAUUCGAGGGGUCGUGGAAUUUGCCAAAAAGAUCCCCGGCUUUGCUCGUCUCAACACGGACGAUCAGGUCACUCUUCUCAAGGCCGGCGUUUUCGAAGUCCUUUUGGUCCGCCUUGCCUGCAUGUUCGAUUCCCAGAGAUGCACGUUGGUGAGCCUGAACGGUCACGUGCUGAAUAAGGAUUCUAUCCCGACCGGAGCCAAUGCCCGAUUCCUUCUGGAUUCCAUGUUUGAUUUUGCUGAAAGACUGAACUCGAUGCAUCUGAACGAUGCAGAGCUUGCCCUAUUCUGCGCUGUGGUUCUCAUUACUCCUGAUCGACCCGGUCUCCGAAACGGGGAUUUGAUCGAAAAGAUGAGCAGGAAAUUGAUCGGGGCCCUGCAUACUGUGUGUAACCAGAGCGGUCACGAUUCCACGAUGGUCUCGCAGGAAUUGCUGAAGAAGAUUCCCGAUUUGCGAACCCUGAAUACGCUUCACUCGGAGAAGCUGCUGGCACUGAAGAUGACGGAACAAGAGCAAGUGAAAGAGGAAAUGAUGAAGCCGUGGGGAAACCGGGGUGAAGACUCUCAUCCCCAUUCCCCUCAUUCUUUCGACGAGGGUGUCAAGAGUCCUCUGGGAUCGUUGAGCAGCAACGAAUCCGUCUGCUCGGGGGAACUGAUCGUGCCGACGAAUCGAGGCUUUUGCGAGACGGUCUCCUGUGACGAUCAGGCGUCUCACUCCCCGUAUCGAAGCAGAAAGCUGGAUUCCCCCACUGAUUCCGGCAUCGAAUCCGGGUGUGAAAAAGGGAAAUUGAGUCCCUUGCAUCCGGCGUCGGUGUGCAGCAGCCCUCGUAGUCUCCGUGGAGGGGACAGGGAAGAAGCGGACGGAAUCGGAAUGGAAGACAUGCCGAUGCUGAAGAGAGCUCUCCAGGCCCCGCCGCUCAUCAACACCAAUCUUCUCAUGGACGAAGCGUAUCGUCCCCACAAGAAAUUCAGGGCUCUUCGUCGGGAGGCAGGAGGCGACGGGGAAGCGACCCCCAGCCCCUCACCCCUUCAGAUGGCUUUGUCCUCGUCUCACUCUACCCUGGCACGCUCCUUGAUGGAGGGACCAAAGCUGAGUGCCGAACAGUUGAAGCAAAGUGAUUAUUUGACCAAUUUGAUCAUGAGAGGAGGAGGGGAAGGGGGACAUGGUGGGGGUGUCCCGUGGCUCACCCUCAGCUCGGCAACAGUUGUGACCCCAGCGACGAAGCAUACUGUGAUGACCCCGGCCUGUUCGAGCCCACCCCGCCCCCCUACCCCACCGUACCCACCUCGAAUGUUUUACGACAGCAACAGCAACAGCAACCCUGCUGCUGCUGCCACGAUCACGAUGAACACCACCGUGACGACGACGGCGAACACUGGGCCCCCUUCCCCGGCCGUUUGUCAGCGCAAUAUCCUGGAACUCCAGGUGGACAUAGCUGAUUCCCAGCCGUUGAACCUGUCAAAGAAGACACCACCCCCCUCUGUAUCCCUUCAAGUAUGAUUCCGUCCCCUCUCCUCCCUUCCCUUCUCUACCCUACCCCAGUUCCCUCGACUUGAUCAAUAUUUGUGAUGAUUAUCAGUUUUUUUGUCUAUAAUAUCAUAUGUGUUAGGUAGGUGGGCGAGUGAGGCAGCCGAUUGAGAUGUAAGACAGGGAAAUGAUUUUAUUUUUUUUGCAGAGUACAAAGCAAGUGAGACGAGAGAGAGAGUUUGAAUCAGAUGAUUCCUUUAAAGAGGUUCGCGCUGUACAGUUCUGACGGACAACAUCCCACACGCUGUAGGAAUGUACAAAAGAUGUUCGAGCAUUCGUCAUUCACCUCUCUCUCUCUGUGUGUCUCUGUCCCUUAUUAUAUUCAGAAUUCAUUAUUCCCCCUCCCCUGUUCUCUUCCACACUUUUCUGUUGCCCCCCUUGGCUUCGGUGGUGCUUAUGGCCAGUAAGUGUUUUUUUUUUUUAA